Molecule: messenger RNA, 960 nt
Organism: Ipomoea nil (Japanese morning glory)
Lineage: Eukaryota; Viridiplantae; Streptophyta; Magnoliopsida; Solanales; Convolvulaceae
Product: DNA-directed RNA polymerase III subunit RPC10-like
Exons: 4
Coding region: 404-736 (110 amino acids)
Biological process (GO): termination of RNA polymerase III transcription; DNA-templated transcription
Cellular component (GO): RNA polymerase III complex
Molecular function (GO): zinc ion binding; nucleic acid binding; DNA-directed RNA polymerase activity
Source: RefSeq, a predicted model, not a curated record
UUAGGCUCCCUAGCGCUAGUCUUCACUCUUCCAAACUUCACGCCGCCUCGUCCGACCUCCAUUCUCCAGUCUUCUCCGCGCAGACCGCGUCUCCACUCCCCACCCCAGCAGCACUCUUCCGCUCUUCGUCCACUACCAGACGGCGGUCUCCGCUCUCGCCAGUCGCCUCCAGCUCUCUUCUCCCUCUCCUACUCUUGCCGGUCCGCGAACGCUCAGGCGCUCAGCGUGAUUGCUUGAACCCUCGCGAGUGAAGUCACGCCAUCUCUCUCGCUCUCACAGAGUCGCGGGCUAACUCUCUCACUCUCAGUGCGGCGAGCUUGAGAAUCAGGCAGGGUGGUGAAUCUGCGAUAACCUCCGGGAUCUCCGCCGUCUCCGUUUAAUAGUUACUUCGGAUUGCAAGAAAAUGGAAUUUUGCCCUACGUGCGGGAUGUUGUUGCAAUAUGAGUUACCACAUAUGGACCGAUCUGCCAGAUUCUACUGCCCUGGUUGCCCAUACGUCUGUCAAAUUGAGCCUAGGAUUAAGAUCAAGAGAAGGCAACAUCUAGUUAGGAAGAAGUUAGAUCCAGUGAUUUCAAUAGAUUCAUUGGAUAACGCCCAAACAACUAGAGAAAGGUGCGAAAUGUGUGGGUUCGAUGAAGCAGCUUUCGUGGAAAUGCAGACUAGGUCUGCAGAUGAGCCUGCAACCCGGUUUUACAAAUGCAAGGGGUGCCGACAUACUUGGAAUGAUAGCAGCUAGGCAAAUUCACUUGAACAACUGGGAAAUUUUGAAGAAAAGCUAGGUGAUAAGAUAUAUUUGGGGAAGUUGAUUGAGUUAGACAACUCUGUUCUUCUGGCUACUUAAGUUUUAUUUAUUUAUUUAUUGGUGUAAACAUUUUUCUGCCCUCAUUUUGGGUAUUGGGUAUGAAUUGAGGAAAUUUUGUUCUUUCCCUUUUAAAUUUAAGAGCAAAGAAAUGGUUAUUG